Molecule: messenger RNA, 994 nt
Organism: Paramecium sonneborni
Lineage: Eukaryota; Ciliophora; Oligohymenophorea; Peniculida; Parameciidae
Source: the annotation of a GenBank genome assembly
AUUAAUUUAUGUCUCUUUCAGCUCUGAAAACAACAGUUUCAUUCUUAACAUUAAAUUCACUUCUUCAAAUUUACGAGAAUCAACCUGUAGAAUUUUGGGAUUCUAAUCAAAUGAUGUCGCAUCCUAAAUUAACUCCUAUAUUCUAAUCAAAUCAAGUAAUUAUUUUAUAUGAACUCUCAGUAUCUGAAUUUAUUGGCUGCCUUUUUUACACUUACAUUCAUUGAUCCUUACAAAAAGCUUUAACUUAUUAAUUCAAUUGUUGUUGCGAUAUCCGUUAUUAUCCAAAAUUUGAAGUAUUUUAACACAUUUAUUCAUUAGUUUCUUUUUACCUAAGACUUUCAAUAUGAUAUCUAUCUACUUUUAAUUAAUUGUCCUCAUUUAUCAACUAUUUAGAGUAUUCUCAUCAUAUUAUGAUAAACUUCAAUUUGAUAAAAUCCCUUAAUCUCAAUCUCAUCCUUAAUAAGAAAUUGUUAAAGAAUUAAAAAUUGUCAAAAAGUAAUCCUAUAAAAAACAAUAAAUAUCUCAUAAAAAAAAAGAAAAAAUCCCACAAAAACAAUUACAAUCAACUAUAUAACCAUAAAUUGAAAAAAUUGAAUAACCAGAUAACACAGAAGUAGAAUCAAUUGAAAAUGAUUUUACAGAAUUUAUGAAGCAACCUUCAAAUGAUUAAACUAUUACAGAAAUAGAAACCGAAAAUUUAUAUGAAGUUAAUCAUGCUGAUUUAUCUUAGAUUUCAUAAGUUAAAGAUGAUACGAGUAUUAUUUAUUAUACUAUUAUAUUAGAAUUAACAUUUCAAAUAAAAUUAAAUGGUGAAUUUACCAAUUUAAAUUGUACUUUUGAAACAUUUGAAUCAACAAUGAAUAUUCUAAAUUCAUCAUACACUUAAGAACAAAUCAAAUAAAUUAAAAUACAUUUGUUAUUAAAUCUUUAUGAUGAUAAUGAAGACUGUUCUUGUAGACUCUGGUGUCUAAAAAGAAUUUUAUCAUAUAAUUGA